GUCUGCUUGAUGGCGAAGGCGUCUGGGAAAAGAGCAGCGCAGUACUUCGUCAACAAACACAGUGACUUGUUUGGCCACAACGAUGCCCGCCCACAUAUACCCGGGUUCCAGCCCCGGGCCCAGGGCUACAAUGUCAAUGAUGUGGGAGAGAAGGCCCUGAUGGAGCGUGUGGACCGCCGGGCAGUCAGCCAUGCAGUUGAGGUGUAUGACAGAAUGAGCGAACAAGGCCUGAAGUUAUCACAGGAAGGGAGGAUGCGUCUACUUGAGCUACUCUGUGCAUACCAGUGUCAGGACCCUGUACAUGACAUCUUCCCCGAGGAGAGGUUGGCUCAGCCAGACAACAGAACAACCAGGAAACACAUGGAUAAAGCAAUGGAGGUAUUUGAAGGGAUAGAGACAAGAACAGCCGAUACAUACAACUGGAUCAUACGAGGUCUUGCACAGGCAGGAGAUUCUAGAUGCUGGACAUUGUUUGAAGAAAUGGAGGUUGAGGAAUUCACAGCUGACCUUGGGACGUUCAAUGACCUCCUCAACCAGAUGGGUAGGGAGGCCUCUACCAACAGGUCAUUUGACGAAGUCAAGAAUGUUCUGAAGAAGAUGACAGCAGCGGGUGUGCGGCCCGACCUUGAGACGUUCCAUGGCAUGCUACGGUUUCUGAAGUGCCUGAUGCCAAAGGACGGUUACCUUGGUAACAAGGUUGUGGCUAACGUACGCCAGGUCCUAGCUGAGAUGAGGGAGUUGGAUAUAGAGCCUUCACUUGAGACGUGGUCACUUGUGCUGGACACCCUGAUAGUUGUGAACAAGGAAUCUGGAUUCUGGUCAACAGUACAGAGGAACCACGAGCCUGCCAAAGACAUCCUGGAGAUUGUGGAGUAUCUUAAGAAACAGAGCCCUGAGAAAGUGGUGAUGGACCACCUAGGAGAAAACUUUUUCACAAAAUCCAUGAGCUAUUUAAGUCGACGGUACAUAGUAGAGGCAGCCAAGGUCCUGUUUGAACUGCGAGAGUCCAUGGGACUUAGAUAUGUGACCACAGACCUGCACAUGGAGAACAAUUACUAUGAAGCGUUCUUUCUACUUCUGAUUAAAGAAGAGACCCUGGAGGUUGCCAUGGACUACUAUGUGAAGUACAUCCGCAAUGGGAGACUGACUUCAUCCACCAAUUAUACCCGCUUCAGACUCUACAAGGAGAUCUACAACAACAAUGCCUACCACUGGAUACCCCUCAUAUAUGCAGACCAGAGUGCAGCUGGGAGUGCAAGGUUCUUGAUGUUAGGGGAGGAGAUUAUGGAGAUGAUGUCCAGGAAGGAUGUACCUCCUGAGCUUCAUCAUGAUUUUGAGACGAUUGCAGAUGAGUUUUUAGAGAGGAACAAGCAGGUGUUCAAUGUCUUCAACGAUGUGAAGAGACCACACAUUGUCAUGAGCUACCACAUUAGGAUAUAUGUGAACUUGGGGCAGCUACAGAAAGCAUGGGAUGUAGUUAAGGUGUACACUUCCAGAACUCAGUUCUUAGGAUAUGACCUGAUGCCAUUAGUGCUCAAAGAGCUGCUAGAGAAGACAGCAGAAAAUCUUGAAUUUGAGCUAUUGAUGUACCUGGUUGAGAUGGAUGCCAACUACCGGCCGAUGUUUGUCAAGCCUAUGGAGGAGUUGCUUGUCACGUACGGGGACCUGUUGGAGACUAACCUCACCAAAACCAAAAUGGAUGAACUGAGGGCCUUUAUCAAAAAGUCACAGUUUUAGACACUGCUAGACCCUAUGAUUUGCAUGCUUGGAACUAUUACUGCCUAGGGAUAAACACAAGACGAAUGCCAGCAACCUCUAUUUGUGCCAACUUGAAUCCUUGUGGAACUUUGUGCAGACAAGCCAUAUGUUGUAAAAUACAAUACAUUAACUGAUAAAAACGAUUAAAAAUCUAA
Dreissena polymorpha is the source of this 1913-nucleotide messenger RNA. Its product is annotated as pentatricopeptide repeat domain-containing protein 3, mitochondrial-like. The record is from RefSeq and is a predicted model, not a curated record. Gene Ontology annotation, biological process: mitochondrial translation. Gene Ontology annotation, cellular component: mitochondrion. The transcript is spliced from 20 exons. Gene Ontology annotation, molecular function: rRNA binding; protein binding; ribosomal small subunit binding. The coding region runs from base 10 to 1737 and encodes 575 amino acids. Lineage: Eukaryota; Metazoa; Mollusca; Bivalvia; Myida; Dreissenidae.